CGGCUUCAGCAAAUCUGCUUUGCAGAUGCGGUGGACUUUUCGUUUGUGUCAUCGAAGGAUCGAGACACUGGUCUCUUGAACAAGGGCCGCGCCCCUUACGUUGAAAGACUGAGAAAAUGGUCUUCCACUUGGCCUGCUGGAUCCUUGAAUGCAGCUUGUCCUCAUCCGGUACUGAUUACGGAUCAGCAUCAUGAUGAGUUGAGCGACUUGCACCAGGCCUUGAAUCUUGCAAUCGAGGAUAUCAUUGAUCGAUGGUGGACCGAUGAGCAAGCCCAAUUUCCUCAGCGGAUGCCAUUAGAGCAGGAGGAGGAAGAUCUGCUGCGUUGGAUGCACUUGAACAAGCACCUUUUUCAACCGUGGAGUGAGAGACAGGGAUCCUGGCGACCAGACUUCUUGGUUGAAAUUGACGAAUCUGGCAUGGAAGUAUUCCGAAUUUGCGAGAUUAAUGCAAGAUUUUGCUGGAACGGCUUUAUGCAUGGCGGCUUUGGUCAAGACUCGCUCUCGGCAUUUCACCUGAAGUCUCGUGGUCUUACACAUGCCACAGAUGCUGAAGAAAUUUUCGGAGGACUACUAGAACUGUUUGAUACAAAGCUCCCUUUGCACCUUGUCAAAGGGGAGGAACAUGGGAUUGAUAUCUUUAUGUUUAUUGAGUUUGCCAAAAUGCGACUUGGUAUAAAACCGCGACUUAUAACUCCAGAAACACUCCGAAUCAUCCCAGAUCCCUCUGAGGUUACUGGAUUUAAAUUAUAUUGUCUCGCCCAGGCAGGUGCUACGAACACUAUUAUGACAAAGUCCGGCGAAGUCGUGGAAGAGGUUUACCAAAUUGGCCUUGAGCUCCACCAACGAGAGCUCAAUGCUCUUGAGCCAGAGAUGAGACGUCAGAUCUGUGUUCGCUGCUUUAACGACAUGCGAACAAUCCUACUUGCCCAUGACAAGAGGAUGCUUGGUCUUGUACGAGAAGAACUUGAAUCGUUGGUGUCUAGAAAGUCCAUUACCCCUAGACAGGCGAAAUGCCUCCAACGAGGCAUAACCCCCACCGUCCUGCCAGGCUCAAUGGCGCUUGAUCAGUUCAUUGCCGAGUGCCGAGAGUCAGAAAUGCUUCGAAACGGCUAUCUUCUAAAACCAAUUCGUGGGGGCAAGGGAGCAGGUAUUCUUUUUGGUGAUGAAAUGGAUCACUCCAGUUGGCUAGCUAUGCUGGAGCAGAUGAGAUGUCCAAAACUAAAAACAGGAAAGACUCUCUUUGUUGUGCAGCGCAAAAUCGAUCAACCAAAAUAUGACGUGCUAUUGGGGUCUGAUGCUACGCCACAGCGUUGUCAUAUGGUUGGAACCUAUCACGCAGCCAACGGAAGAUAUCUUGGACUGGGGACAUGGCGAUGCAGCCCCGGGAGACUAUGUGCUGUGUCGGAUGGUGCCACCUGGAUCUGUUCAGUGAAGCGGGAACCAUCCAAUGCUAGAAUUUAG
Molecule: messenger RNA, 1461 nt
Organism: Penicillium verrucosum
Lineage: Eukaryota; Fungi; Ascomycota; Eurotiomycetes; Eurotiales; Aspergillaceae
Exons: 3
Source: RefSeq, a predicted model, not a curated record